This is a messenger RNA of Hypanus sabinus (Atlantic stingray), 3374 nucleotides long. RefSeq names its product transferrin receptor 2 (gene tfr2). Gene Ontology annotation, cellular component: external side of plasma membrane. NCBI's taxonomy places the organism in Eukaryota, Metazoa, Chordata, Chondrichthyes, Myliobatiformes, Dasyatidae. Bases 62 to 2419 code for a protein of 785 amino acids. The transcript has 19 exons. Gene Ontology annotation, biological process: endocytic iron import into cell. The record is from RefSeq and is a predicted model, not a curated record.
GUGGGACUCCAGUGAGAGGGCAGAAAAAUACAGAACUGAGGAAUAAUUCAGGUGGAAGAGGAUGGAAAAUAUCAGGUCCUUGUUGUCAGUUAUGAAAGGACCGCGCACCUUCUACGGUCCACCGUCGGAUGCCGAGGACGAAGUAGAGAACGUGGUGGAGAUGAAGCUGACAGAAGAUGAGGAACCGGAGCCUUUAUUCAUGACCGACAUGGCGAAGCUCAUCACCUGGAAGCAUGAAAACAAGAGGAAGGCCCUGGUGUUCUGGGUGUUGGCCUUGCUCCUGUUGUUGGUUGUCGCAUUUCUCCUUGGAUACAUCACUUUUCGCAACACCCGUAGAACAUGUCCAGCAGAUACCAUGGCGGGUAUGGCCGUGGUGAAUGACUACGACGACUUUUCCCAGGACACGGACUAUAGCUCACAAUCCUUCCUCCACUGGACGGAUCUCAAGACCAUGCUGGAAAAAUAUAUCAAAAAGGAGCAGAUCAUCAACAACAUCAGGUUGAUGAGCGAGGAUUCUCACCCGGUGGGCUCGCGGGUGCUCAGCCAGCUGAACGAGGUCAUCCUCAACAAGUUUCACUCCUUCAACCUCAACCACGUCUGGACAGACUCGCACUACGUCACCCUGCCCUUCCCAGACAGCUCAUCCCCCAACUACCUGUGGCUGAUGGACUCGAACGGAGAUAUCCAGGAGAAGAUUGAGGCACUGGACCAGACUAGUUUCCUCGCGUACAGUCCAAGCGGGAACGCCACGGGAGGCCUUGUGUUCGCUAACUACGGACUACAUCGGGACUUCAGGAAACUCAGUCAAUGGGGCGUCACAGUACGAGGCAAUAUCGUUCUCAUCCGGAUUGGGAAAAUUAGCUUUGCUGAGAAGGUGGCUGCUGCCCAGCAACACGGUGCGAUCGGAGUCCUGCUCUACCCUGCUGACACACCGCAAGUGCCCAGGGGCUCAGGACCCCCCUGGAUAGCCACUGUUUCUGGACACGUGCAUCUCGGCACAGGUGACCCAUUCACUCCUGGUUUCCCUUCCUUCAACCACACACAGUUCCCCCCCGUGGAGGCGUCCGCUCUUCCGAAAAUUCCAGCACUGACCAUCAGCGCCAAGGUUGCUUCCAACCUCCUCAGUAAGAUGCGAGGGAAGAGUAUCCCCAGAGAGUGGAACGUGGGCUCCUCUUCCCUGAGCAGGUACUCGCUGGGCCCCCAGCUCUCUCGGGCUGGCACCCGGCUGCAGAUGGGCGCCUACAGCCGCAUGAUCCCCACCAUGAUAAACAACAUUUUUGGAUCCAUCGAAGGCUUUAUGGAACCUGAUCGCUACAUCAUCUUGGGGGCUCAGCGGGACGCCUGGGGUCCUGGCGCAGCAAAGUCCGGAGUGGGAACGGCCAUCCUCCUAGAGCUUGCCAAGGCCAUGUCCGAAAUGGUCAUGAAUGGGUUCAGACCACGACGGAGUCUCCUGUUUGCAAGCUGGGAUGCUGGCGAGUACGGUAGCAUUGGAGCAACUGAAUGGCUGGAGGGUUAUUUGACCAUGAUGCAUCUGAAGGCAGUAGCUUAUUUCAGCCUGGAUCGAGCAGUUUUGGGAGACGACACCCUAGUUGCCCAGUCCAGUCCGCUGCUCCACCAGCUGAUCGAGAAAGUGAUGAAGCAGGUUGGAAGCCCAAACCAGGGAGCACAGAACCUCUACAACCAGAUUGUAAACCAGGUUCCCAAAUUUAGAGAGAAAAUUAUACAGCCCCUCACAAUGGAGAGCAGUGCCUACCCCUUCACCGCCUUCGCUGGGGUACCUGCCCUGGAACUCAACUUCAGAGAGAGUGGCCAGGCCUAUCCAUUCCUCAACACCGAGAAGGACACCUUUGAGCGCCUCAACAGUAAGCUGAACGGCAGGCUGGGCGAUUUCAGCGAGGCACUGGCACAGCUUGUUGGCCAGAUGGUGAUCAAACUGUCCCACAACGAACUGCUGCCCCUCAAUUACCGCUCGUACAGUGAAGUGAUCCUCAAGUAUCUGUUGCAGCUCAAGACAUUAUCAGAGGAAUUGAAGAGCCGGGGUCUCACCCUCCAGUGGCUGUUUUCAGCGCGAGGGGACUUCAACCGAGCAGCCGAGCGGCUCAACAACCUGAUCCUGUCCUCGGAUGAGAAGGACGAGCGUCUUGCCCGAAUCUACAACAACAAGAUCAUGAGGGUGGAAUUCUACUUCCUCUCACAGUACGUGUCAGCCACCGAAACCCCUUUCCGCCACAUCCUGCACGGGCGGGGCAACCACACCCUGGAGGCGCUCACCACCCACUUCCAGCUCCUGCAGGAGGACCCUGACCGCUUCGACGAGGCCGUCUUCCGCCGCCAGUUGGCCCUCAUCACCUGGACGUUGCAGGGAGCCGCCAACGCACUCAGCGGGGACGUCUGGAGUCUCGGCAACAACAACUUCUGACCGGCUGGACGUCGCCCAGCUCGUCCAGACAACCCCUCCCUCCUGCUCCCUACAAGGAGGUGCAACUGUCAUCUCUACACCCCACCCUUGCCCCUUUCUCAUCUGCAGCACCUCUCUCCCUCACAGGAAACCUCCUCCCCAGCAUCACCCCUCACCCAAAUUAUACCCCUCGCUCUUGCCCUCCUUCCCCUUAUCCUCUUCCCAUCACACCCCUCUUGCCACCUCCCACCAUAAAGCCCUCCUCCCUCUUGCCUCAUUAACCCCAAUAGCAUGCUUCCCUCACCCUCCUUCCCUUUACUCUUUUUCCAUGACCUCCCCUUUGCCACCUCCCUCCAUAAAACCCUCCUCCUCUUUGCACCUCCCUCCAUAAAAUCCUCCCUCGUCCCAUUAACUCCUACAACUCCCUUUGCUCUUGCCCUAUCACCCUCUAUAACACCCCUCACUCGCCCCCUCACCUUUUGCCACACUACCCACUGUAACAUACCAGUCCUCUCACCUAUUAGCCCCUAUUACACCUCUCCCUCCUGCCCCUACCCUGUAACACCCCUCCAGAACCCACCUGUUCUGCAACCUUCCUUUCUUCCUGCCCCCUCCUCUACUAAAAACCCUUCCUUCCUGCCCCACCUACAACCCCUGUUGCUUCUCUACACCUACAACUGCCCAUCUUGCCUCCCUUCCCUUACAGCACACACCCCUUUUUCCCUCGUGCUCCUCCUGCAAUCCUCCUAAUCCCCACUCCAUUUCUACACCUCCUCACGUCCCCUCCCUCAGCCUCUGUGUCCUGCCUUCCAGUUGUUCCCAUCGCCCUGCCCCUCAAAAUCAUCCUCCUCCUUCCUCAGCCUCCCCACCAUUGCUCAACCUCUCUCCCAUUACUUUUGUCGAAGAGUGUAGUGCGAUGGUGUCCCACAGAAACUCAGUCAGUUCUGGAAGCUUCGGAUCAGAGCUAAUGGGAAAA